AUAAUCUUGCAUUUUUUUGGGAAAAGCAUAGGGUGAUGGAGUCCUAAGCACUGGCUGCGCUAAAUUCUUUAUAGAGUUUAGUAGCCCAGAGACCGUGCUUUAGGCCGCAUUUGAAAUGCCUAUCACUAUGAGGUCUACAUCUUUCGAGAUGAUUACCUAUACGUGCUAACCCAAAAAGAUCACGGACCAUGCAGGCAUUGCGGGCUAUGAAGCCAGGCUGGACGCUGUAGUCAUGCUGACUGCUAAAAGAAUUCUUUUAAUUAAGUUCUACUUAAUUAAACGAUGAAUUCUUGCAAAAUAUGACACAUAUCUUGAACUUGGGAUAUUUCAACACAUGAUGGAGAUCUAGGCUUUGGCUGCAAUAAGUUCUUGGAAUUUAUUUGCCCUGAGACCAAGCUUUUAGACAGCAAAAUGUUAUUUGCCCAUCAGUAAGAGGUCUACAUCAUAUGGUCAUGAUGAUUACCUAUGUGUUCUCCCAAGUAGAUAUAUUGGAGAUGUGAUGUUGGUUAUUCACCUUUAUGGUGAUUUCCAUUUUAUUUUUGAAAUUUUGGUCAAACACAGGGUAGUGGAGUCCUAAGCAUUGGCUGCGGUAUGUUCCUUGAAUAUAUCAGCCCAGAGACCAUGCUUUCAGGCAGCAAAAGUUUUGCCCACUACUGGGAGAUCUACUCCAUUGUUUCAUUAAAUGGAGAUUAUCUACGUUGUGUACACCAAUUUUCAAAAAUCUAUGGUACACUUUAUGUGAUACCUGAAAUUCUCCAACAUAUAAAGAUAUGAUAUAUUUUGCGGCAAAGUUGCAAAAGCAAACGAAAAUGGUUAAGCCAUUUGGAGGAUAAUUAUUUAAUAGAGUUUGAUGAACUCGCCUAAUGGGCUUAAUUAUCCUUAAUGUUCAUUGCAUAUGUUCAUUUCAUUUUUGCAUGAUAUGGGAAUUCACCUCUUCAUUUUGGAGGAAAUAAGAUGCUUUCUUUCUCUUAUGGUUCUUAUGAAAAGAACUGAUGUGCUUUUGCGGCUUGAUACGCAAGCGCAAAAAGAAUAGCAAAGAAAAUCAUAAGACUUGUGGACUUAUGAGUAUGUGUCUACAUUAUGUUGUAGACUAACACUUUGUAUUCAAAUAUUUUUGCUUGAAAGCAAAUAUAUAAGCACAUUAAAAAGGGAAGGGCAACGAGUAUGACAAACUCUUUUGUCAUUACACUAUACGUGGUAUAGUGUUGUAUGCCUAAGCAUCUAAUCAUGUAUAUGAAAUCCCAAUAGAUGCAUACUACUCAUGAAAGCUAAGAUAUGAAGUGUACUUCAAUCUUCCAUCUCACAUGAUGACAGUGGUUAGUUGUGUAAAUCAUGAUUUGGACUAAUCAUGUAACAACACUUCUUUUUCUAAGAGAAGACCAUUUUGUUAGAUGAUUUGCUUUUGAGUACUAUUUAAAUGAUGCAUGAGAUUUGGUAUAAUCUCAUAAUUGAUGUUGUGAUAGGUUCAACUCAUGUGAUGUGAGUUGAACACACUCAUGUGAAUUGAGUGUAAAAACUCAUAUGAAUUUGAGUUAAACAAACUCAUCGAUUGGAGUUGAUCACUCAUGUGAUUUGAGUUGAACAAACUCAUCGAUUAGAGUUGAACCAACUCAUCAAGGGAGUUGAAGACUCAUUAAUUUGAGUUGUGCAAACUUGUACAAGGAUUCUUCCAAUUGAGGAAGAAACAUGCAAUGUGGAGAAUUGAACCACAAACUCUAUAUAUGGGGAAACAAAAUAUUCUGAUUUUCCUUUGGAAAGAGGAAAUAAUAUUUUGACAAUCGCUUCAUGCGAUAUCAUGAUAUGUUAAUAUCUAGUCCCCUUUUGGUAAUGGAAGUAUCAAGGAUGUGUUGAUAUAUCCUAAUUUAUCUUACCAAAUUAUAGAGAUAUCCAUACAAUUACUAUCAUGUGGAAACACAAGGUGAUAGUGAUGGAUAUUGCAUAUGUUUCUCAGAAACAUUUCUUAUGGACUGUAUUCUACAUGCAUCCUCCCAUACAAAGUGUUGCAUAUGUUAUAACUUUUCAUGUGAUGAUACUUACCAUGCUGGGUAAGACUGAAUUGGUAAUUCCAUUAUUGGGAUGAAAUGAAAAGUUAUGGACAAUUCUGUUGGUCAUGUUUUUCCCAUAAGAUGGAUACUUGAUGAGUAUCAUUGGAAAUGAGAUUUUAAGUCCCUCUUAUCUUAAAAUCUGAUCUGAAUUGGUUAAGUUCUUUGAAUUAUUUCAAAGGAACGAGUGUGGUCUAUUACAGAGAUUGUAUGGACAUUGAAGGCUUUAUAUGGUUAUUUGGUGCAUCUAUAUGAUGACCUGAAGUGUGUCCUUUGGACAACACAUGACCAUUAAGUAAUAAUGUCUCAAGCUUGAGCACAUUAGCCUCCACACUACUGAAUUCACCAAAUAUGCUUACAAUAAUGAUUGUUUGUCUUGCUAUUCAGAAUGAUAUCCAUAAAGGAUAUGAUGAAUCUGUGAUAGAUUCGAAAAUUUUAGAUCAUUAAUGACCAUCCGUAAUGAAUUGUCAUUUCCAACUGGUUAUGGUUGGAGUCAGGAAGCUUUUGCACGCUCCUGACUUGUGAUUAACUGCAUGUACUGCAUGUACAAGUUCCCCUAUGGUUUUUAGUACGUGGGAAUCCGUGAAAGAUUUCCCAUGCGUACAUUGGGUAUGUUCCCAAUCUCACCACCGCAACGUACAUAUAUGGGCACACAGAAAACUGGGGAUCUAUGUGAGAAUUCAUUCUCCGUCGAUCAUUAAGUUUUAGAAUCUCUUCAUGAGAAUCUAUUUACGGCCCGUACGCUUGCUUGAAUCAUGAGCUUUUCCAGGCAUUAGGGGGAGAUUUCAAGUACCAAAAAUGAAUGCCAGGAAAUUAUAAUGAAUGCAGUAAGCAUUCAGGCUCAGGAUCACGUACUAAAACUGAACCUUUGGGUUCGAAUGAUUUGCAAGAAGUUGCAAAUUAACUGCCAUGUGCAUUUACUAUGAGGUGUCACUCAAAUUAAUCCUAUGUGGAAGUGCCAGAAAGAGUGGUUAAAUGGAACACCACUAAACUCCCUAUUGCAACGUUGUUGUAAAUAAGAGGGGGAGAAGUAUGGUCACAAAUUGGAAUUAAGAUGCUUGCAAGCAGCUGAAGGCUAUGCCUUCUGAGAUAGUAAAUGCAGACCAACUAUUCGUUGGUAACCAACCUAGUGUUGGUAGACACCUAGAGGAUAUGGAUUAUCCUGUGAAUGGAAGACAUUCACAACCUAGCUCAGUGCGCACUAUUGAGGCUAGGUUAUCGGAAGCCCUUGAUUCUCGUUUUGGGAUUUCACGAGGAAUCAUAAGGGUACAUAAAAAAUGACUUUAUGUCAACUGGAGAAUUGUGUUAUUUAAAAGCUACAAGUGUCGACACAUACAUCUCAGCAAUUGUAUAUGCGCUCCAAGUGAUCCAAAAGACUAUGGCCAUAGCAGAGCACGAGUAUGCUCAAAUUGGAUCUUGUUGAGUGAUACAAUGUUGCAGAGAUAGCCUUGCUCACCGGAAAGAAGUGUUAACUUAUUUUCACUUCAAGGUAUCUUACUGUGGAUACAAGUUUGUUUUCAUGGACUUGGAAACAAUGAGGUGGUGAGAAAGCAUGGCUAGUAGCAACUGGGUUUAUACGCAAACCCAAGCAUUAUUUUAAUGCUAUAAAUUCUCCUCUACUGUGAGUAGUUAAAUUCCGAUACAAUAAUAUGGGCAGUAAAUCAUCUAUCUGUGUAGUUGAUAGAUGUAGUGACAACAUGUGCAUAUGUGGUCACUGGAUUAUAGUAUUUAUGGAGUUUUGAAGGAUUCCAAAUACAUAAUCACCAAUCACAAAUUUGCAAUGCUUGGAAAGUCUUUGUGACUUAGAGCAUCCUGGUCAAAUAUGGUACAUUUGACCUAGUGAAUCCUUCCUUCUGAAAGGAUACACAAAGUAUGGUAUGUUCAGUGUAAAUAUGUGCAACAUAUUUUAAACAUACAUUACUUAUCAACGGAGUUCGAGAUAGAGGAUAUGAAUUGAAAGAGAUUUUCAAUUCAAACUAAACUAUCUUGAGUAUCUUGGAUACAAAGUUGUCUAUAUCCAACGUAUAUUGAAGAAAUUCAAUAUAAUGGAAUCAUAGUCAUUUGAUUCUUUCAGAUCAUGAGAUGUGCUAUUGUAUCUUGCAAGAGCAUCCGGCAGGAUAUUGCUUUGCAAUGAUUUGCUAGCUAACAGCACAUGAGAUCGAGUUAUGAUCUCCAGGUGUACUCAUGCUCUCCUUAUGUUUGGAUAUAUUGAUCUUGGAUAUCUAUAGAAGAUCCCCAGGUACAAGAUCAAAUGACAUACUUCUGGUAAGUUGGACCUACUGUUUGAUAAAUGUUAAUCAACAGAGAUUAAUGGUCACUUACACUAAUCAUUCUAUAGUACACUUCGUGGGAUUGUACAGAAUGAUAUACUACAUACAGAGGGUAUGUGGUGGUCAUGAUUUUAUAUCAGUGACCUUAUUAUCUAUGAAGAUAAUAUUACUUUGUGUUGUUUAGAUGAAAAACAAGUUACGAACUAAGUCUCUACUUACUCCACAUUUUAGAUGUGUUUGAGAGCAGGUAUGGGAUGACUUAGUGUUUUGUAAAGAUCAGGGGGAGUUUCCCUCUUGAUCGAAAGAACUUGUUUAUACAUCAUGUUGUACUCUUUUCUUCGCAUGAGUUUUUCCCUGCUUGGGUUUCUCAUUCAAAGUUUUUAACGAGACAACAUCAACACAAGGUCUAUGUCGUAUCAUCUAUUUUUCCCGUAGAGGUUUUCAAGGAUGAUACAUUAUGACAUAGUUAUUGUUGUAUUUGAACUAGGAUAUGAGUUUAUAUCCCUAGAGUUCAAAUGGAUCAACAAUAGAGUAUGACUACUCUCCUUAUUUUUCCCGUUGGGUUUUUAAGGAGACUCGGCUGAUAUGUUGAUUUCUCAGAUUUUCUGACUAGAUUAUCUUGGAGAAAUAUUAGCCUGAGUUAUAUGUCUCAUCAUUUAUUUUCCCCACGGGGGUUUUUGCGAUGAUGGCUAUAGACAUAUUAUUGUUCUUUGGGCUAGAGGUCCAUUGGAGAACAAUGUCGUAUUGUGGCUCAAUUGAACCAUUGACCAUUAUCCAUAAGGAUAAUUGAGUUUGUGUUGUUCAGAUGGAAACAGGAAAAUAGAGAUAUGAAUAUCUUGCAAACAAAGUCAUGUGAUAAUCUUGUUGAUCUAUUCACAAAAUCUCUACCAUACUCCACGUUUCAGAAAUGUGUUGAGGGGAUUGGUACGAGAAGACUUAAGUGCUUGCAAGAAUCAGGGGGAGUAAUUCUCCAUGAUAUUUGACCUGUUUUGAACCAUCAUAUUACACUCUUUUCUUUGUAUGAGUUUUGCCUUAUUGAGGUUUUCUCAUCCAAAGUUUUUAACGAGGUAAUAUCAACUAAGCUAUAUGCUUCAUCAUUGAUUUUCCCCACAGGGUUUUUUUUUACGAAUGAUGAUUACAAGCAUAUUUUCUUUUGGAGUUCGUGUGAGAUUAUUCUCAUUAUCCAAAAGACAUUGUGUACUCCUUAUUUUUCCCACAGGGUUUUUGAGGAGAUAAGAUCUUGGAAGAACAUCUGACAGAUCAUCAAAUGAAGUUGGAUUGAUCAAGGGGGAGUGUUACAAAAUAUUAUAUAUGUGAUCAAUCCAAGGGGUGCGACAGUUUUCCCAAGGGACACACCUCUUGGGAUACACCCCUUCACUUGUAUAUAAAUGUAAUGAUCUGUGGAAUACAAACGACAGUCCUGUCAUUUGUCGCUUCUCUCUGUCUCUCUCCACUGAGUUAGCCACUGAGUUAUAAUAACCACGACGUUAACAACGAUAUCUUGCCCUGCAUCGCUUUCUUCGGCCGCGCUGUUUCGACAUAUUCCAUUCUAAACCCCAGCUAAUACGCCAGCCAGCCCAGGAGCCAAGCCCUAGGCCCUACUCACUGUGGACCCCAAAUCCCCAACUGCUCCUCUUCCUCGUCGUCUUCCUCUCCGUCCCCGUCCCCGUCCCCCUCUCGGCCUCCCCCUCCACUAGCCCCAAAUCCUCCGUCUCCUCCUGUCCCUCUCCGCAUCCACCGGACCCCACCGGGAAUGGCGGUUUGAGUAAGUUCCCGUACCAGGGUUCUUCGGUCUGGGAGGCCGAGGGGACACCGGGUCGGAGUGAGGGGCCGCCAUGGCGAGCGACGUGCCCAUGACCCCGGAGCUCGAGCAGAUCGACGGAGAGAUCCACGAUAUCUUCCGCGCCCUCCAGUGAGUUCAUGACUUCCCUCCCUCGCCUCUGCUGCUUUUGGACUGCGCCCUGGAGAAGCGGCAGGCGCCCGACGGGUCAGCGGAGAGGUUGCCGCGCGCUUUCCACUUGCUCUGGGCCAAAGGAUAUUUUUUUUUUAAAAAAAGCGAAUCGUUCGUGGCUGGAAGAGUAAAAGGUUUGCUACAACAGGGGGUAAAUCCGCGUUACUGCGUUAGGAUCUAGGAGCUUCAGCCAGGAGGACCACUGAAGCAACAACAAAAUUGUGGGCCAAGCAUAUUAAUUUUGGUGCCAAGACACUCAUGGUCCUUCAAGAUGGGUUUUACACUGCUAGUAAUGUAUUUAGAAGGCUGUUCCUGUUCCCUUGUUUGUCUAAGAUGCAUCUGACACUGCCAGUAAUGUACAUGGUGCACAGUUUCGUAUUUGUAACGCUUCUAAGCAUCCCUGCUGCAUCAAGUGGUAAUGCAAGUUUAUUACUGCCUAAUUUGUUGCCACCACUGUUCAUACCUGAAUCAGGUAUUGGAAUCGAUAUAUCAGAUUCUGCAGCUGCUGUAUUGGUUUAUCGUGUCUCCUUUUUUCACAUAAGCCAAAUUCAUACCUAUACAAGUUACAUACAUCAAAGUUGCAAAAUAUAUAAAAAACGCUUUUGUAGGAUUAGACCUAUGCAGCACGAGCAUGGAUACGUGUAUCUGUAUCCAGUGGAUACACAUACAUGUAUUGGUAUCAAGUGGAUACAGAUACGCAGAUAGCAUUUCCCCCAAAUCACGAUAUGUCGAUAUGUUUUAGUGUUCUUUUAAUAACUAUAAAUAGUUGUGCAUAUUAAAAUAAUAGAACCAGUGUUGCAGUAGCAGACAAAAGGAACAUAGAACUACAUUUCUUGCUCAAGUGUGGCAGGGGGAGGCUUGGUUCAUGCAAUUCAAGCUUCUUUUCCCUUUUCUUUGUUCUCUUGCAAUAUCAGCAGGCCUAGCGCUAGUGCUAUGACUACGCACGUUUGUUGCUACCAUCUACUCAUGGUGGCUGGAAAAAUCAAGAACUGAGGAGACUAUCGGGGAGACAGGUAGAGCCGAAGGGGAACGGAGAAGACCUAGGUCGAGAACAGGAUGACUAGUUCGAGAAUAUGAAGACUAGGUUGGGAAUGGAAAGACCAAAUAAGAAUAAACUCACAGGUGGCUGUGGCGUGGUGAAGUCAUCACGGCUUGCGGGUAUGGUCAUGGUGCAGUGGGGGAGUUUUGUCGCUAUCAGGGGAGUGGGAACUUGUUGCUACCAUCUACUCAUGGUGGCUGGAAAAAUCAAGAACUGAGGAGACUAUCGGGGAGACAGGUAGAGCCGAAGGGGAACGGAGAAGACCUAGGUCGAGAACAGGAUGACUAGUUCGAUAAUAUGAAGACUAGGUUGGGAAUGGAAAGACCAAAUAAGAAUAAACUCACAGGUGGCUGUGGCGUGGUGAAGUCAUCGCAGCUUGCGGGUAUGGUCAUGGUGCAGUGGGGGAGUUUUGUCGCUAUCAGGGGAGUGGGAACUCAUCAUGGUCUGUGGGGUUGCCAGUGGAGGCUUGUCUCCGCGGUGGUCGUGGUGGAGUUUCCUCACCAGUGUCUCUUCAGCGGCUGGAGAUGUUUGCCCAUGUGGGUGGUGGGCUGGCGGCACGAGAUUGAUCGGGGUUGUCGCAUGCAUGCAGUAGAACGUAGGGUUAAAAGGGCAGUUAUUGGGCUGGAGCAACCAGCCAGAUACGUGUUGGCCGACGUAUCACAUAUUUCUGUAUCUAUUUUUACUGUUAUUUCUCUGAUAAGUAUCUAUCACACAUCGGAGCCGUAUCUGUAUUAGGUACAUAUCUGAUACGGGAUACAGACCCUGCCACACGUAUCCAUGCAUCAUAGGGUUAUACUAUGUCUUUCCUUGACACUACUGAGCUUGAAUUCUUAGAAUUGCUCUUUGUCUGGAAAUCCAUGCUUAACUUAUUUUCUAAAAGGAAAGCUUACUUUAUUUGGUGAUUACAUGACAAAUAGUUGUCCAGGUGGAUAUUUAGUUUUGGAAAUGUUAGCUUGAAUGCCAAUCUCAUUCUUGAAUGACAUUAUGACUUAGGUACUGUUGGUUGAUCUGUGCUUAUGGCAGUUAGAUGAUUCAAUUUAAUGAACUGGACUGAUGUUAUCUUUUCUACCUUUUUUUGGUCACUGGGAGACGAUUUAUGGAUUGUUUUGAAUAUGUCAACUGUCACUGAAACUUAAAGGUUUCAGACCAUAUUCGAAGGGUCGGGGAUGCAUUUUGAUGCUUGCCUUGUUAUUGUAAAUAAAUAUUGAUUUGAUUAAAAAUGGAAUAUCUAUCCUUGCCCCUCCCAAUUUAUAUUAGUCAUCGUAAAUGUUGCAACUUGCAAGCAGUUUUUGGCAGGCUUGGAUGCCUGCAUCCUUACUAUGAACUAGUAUUGGCAUCCGUAGUCCAUUUCUUGUGUGAGAUCAACCUGAGUUUUGAGUUGCAAUAGCAGUAUGUUCACCACCUUUAUGUGACUUGAUCAGGGACACCUCUUACGCUUGUGAGUUGAUGUAGAUUUUGGAACUCCUUGUUUAACUCUUUUGAUCUCAUUCAAAAAAUGGAUUCCAAAAGAUGGAUAAGAUUAAAGAUUCAAAUAGGCAAGCUAAGCAAUUGGAAGAUCUUACUGUGAAAAUGAAGGAGUGCAAGCGCUUGAUCAAAGAGUUUGAUCGCAUUCUCAAAGAUGAGGAGUCAAAUAAUCCACCUGAGAUCAACAAGCAGCUAAAUGACAGAAAACAGUUCAUGAUCAAAGAGUUGAAUUCCUAUGUCACCUUGAGGAAAACAUACCAAAGUAGCCUUGGUAACAACAAUAAGAGGGUUGAGCUCUUUGAUAUGGGUGCUGGAAGUAGUGAGCCUGCUGCUGAGGACAAUAUUCAAAUGGCAUCAGCCAUGACAAAUCAACAACUCAUUGAUACGGGAAGGAACCAAAUGGACCAAACAGAUCAAGCUAUUGAACGUUCAAAAAUGGUCGUAGCACAAACUGUUGAGACUGGAGCUCAAACUGCUGCGACAUUAACACAGCAAACAGAGCAAAUGAAGAGAAUUGGUAAUGAGCUAGAUACUGUCCACUUCUCACUGAAGAAAGCUAGCCAACUAGUGAAGGAGAUUGGUCGCCAGGUUGCGACUGACAAAUGUAUCAUGGCAUUCCUCUUCCUGAUCGUUUUGGGUGUGAUUGCUAUCAUUGUUGUCAAGAUCGUCCAUCCGAAUAACAAAAACAUUCGAGACAUUCCAGGGCUGGCCCCGCCUGCUCAAAACUAUCAGAUUCACAACAGGAGAUUGUUGUGGGCAGAAGCUUCCAUAGGCAUGUGAUGGCUCUGAAUGUAGGCUUCAUGUGGACGCACUGCCUGCGAAGCAGCAGCUAUCCAUAGGGCGAAAGAUACAUAGUAACAAUUCUUUGUGCCUGUAUAUCUAUUUUGUCUUGUUAACUCCGAGCCCUAGGUCUGUAUUCCUGCGUCUGGUGUUUGUACACCGCUGGCCGUUUGGCUGUGUAUAUGGUACAGAGAUGAGAUCUUAAAACCAAACCAGUAAUUAUGACAAAUACUUGAAAGAGCUACAGUACCGAAAUACUCCAGUUGGUACUCGCUGCACUUCAUGGGCGAAUAUAUAAAGGGUGCCGGUUGGGCCGUGUAACACAUUCUGAA
Messenger RNA from Zea mays, 9878 nucleotides. RefSeq lists its product as uncharacterized. The record is from RefSeq and is a predicted model, not a curated record. Gene Ontology annotation, molecular function: SNAP receptor activity; SNARE binding. NCBI's taxonomy places the organism in Eukaryota, Viridiplantae, Streptophyta, Magnoliopsida, Poales, Poaceae. Gene Ontology annotation, biological process: vesicle fusion. The transcript has 10 exons. Bases 8812 to 9546 code for a protein of 244 amino acids. Gene Ontology annotation, cellular component: ER to Golgi transport vesicle membrane; SNARE complex; Golgi apparatus.